CUAUCCUAUUCUCAAAUAUAAAAAUAUUUGUUAAGCACACUUCUGUAGAUUUGUUCACUCGGAUUACAGGUUUUUUCCGACUUUAUCAAAUAACCAUAAAUUUCAAAUGGAACUCGAGUCAAGAAUGCCCAGCUUUACAAUUAUAGUCAACUUAUUACUUUCUUUUUCUUUCUUCUUUUUCUUCUUUACAAAGAAAACUACAAAAGCGAUUGCCUUUUGUUCCUGACAUGAAUCAAUCGGAAAAUAACUCAGAUGAUCAACAGACAAAAGACAUAAAGAAAAAAACCAAUUUAAGAGUAGAUACGUCAGAUGUAUCACAGCAGCAACAAGGAUCUCAGCACAUAAAACCAAUCACGCCUUUAUCUGCUUCAAAAUCAUAUACCAAUAGCAUCAAUAAUAACAAUGGUUCAAAGUCAAAUAAACGCUUUGAAUUGCCUUCUGACACUAGACCAGAAAGAACACAGCGUCCAGAAGAUUUAAGAAGAGCUCAGUAUCUAGUUGCAACACUUCAACAUUCAAAAGACACAGAUAAAGAUGAAGAUGAGAACAAUAAAGAGAGUCCAGAAGCAAAAAGCAAAAAGAAAAAAAUCAAAAGGAAGCCACCUACUUGUUGGGUAACAAUAAGUUGGAUUUUGACAUGGUGGGCACCGCCUUUUAUGCUCAAGACGUUUGGCAUCAAAGACAAGGGCAUGCAACAAGCUUGGAGAGAAAAAGUAUCUUUAGUUCAAAUCAUUAUCUUUUUAUGUGCCAUUGUGGGAUUUUUGACCUUUGGCUUUAAUGCAACAGUAUGUGGCAGACAAGCCAAUCGUAUUCGGCCUACUGGCGUAGAAUACAGUCAUAUUGUGAUCUCUGGUAGAGCUUUUGAUCUUAAAUCAUUUAGACAUCCAACACCUGUCAUUGGUAUGCCCGGAAGUGGUGAUCUUCAAGAAUUAGGUGUCGGCGGUCGUGAUCUUUCAUUUCUUUUCCAAACAGUCAACUACAACUGCAAAGGCAUUCUGAAUCCUAUUCAAGCUGAUGAUGAAAAGGGCAAUGUCGCUAACUACUUUCCCUGUGUGACAUUGGACCGAAAUAAACCCUCUAUCAAUUCAACAGACAACCCAGAACGUCAUGGAUGUCACAUUAGCACGAAAUCUCGUUUGGCUUUGCGUCGACUUGAAGUCAUUGGUGAUGUUUAUUAUAAUUGGACAGACAUUCAAAAACCUGGUACCAGUUUAGUUGCUUUUAAUGGCAACGUUUUAGACUUGUCUCGACUUCGUUACCUUACACCUAAUAUUCCUUUACCUGUUUCAGUAGCACAGAUUGUAGGUCCAGGAAGUGCUUUUAUUGGUCGAGAUGCUACUUACUGGCUUAGUACUACAGCUGAUCGUCUUCAGAUUGGUAAAUGUCUGACAGAUAUUCUCAAGGUGGGUGUGGUUGAUACACGUUCGACUGGAUGUAUUAUUUCCGACAUUGUCUUGUGGGUCUCUCUUGCUGUUAUUUUAGGCGUAGUCUUGAUUCGCUUCUUUUUAGCACUUAUGUUUGGUUGGUUCGUUUCAUGGAAAUUAGGCAGCAUACGAGAAGAAACAGACGAAGAUCGACGUAAACGACAAGAAAACGUGUUGGCAUGGGAAAUGAACAAUGCUGAAGAAAUGCACUAUCCUCGGACACAAAGUAUUUCUUCCAUUCCAGUCAAUUCAGUCGUGACUCAAACAGGGCCUGCCGUCUUGACACCUUUAACAGCUGCUGAUGUAAGAAAAGUGUUUGGCACAGACGAUGUAUUACAAUCACCUCAAGUUCAAAAAGCCAAACGACGUUUUUUCCCCACCACCUCUCGAUUCACACAACCUAACUCACCUCGGUCUAUCAAUGGCUCAGGUCAAUUUGGUACUCCUUCAAGCUUAUUUGAUGGAAAUUAUAGUAACAUUGGCUCCCCUAUGGCACCUCGUAGUUCAUUUGGAUUACCUCAAGUAGGCGAAGGUUGUGUGGCAAGUAAUUACAACUUCAACUUUGAUUUGAUCCAUACAUUUAUGGUCGUCACUUGCUAUUCUGAGGGCGAGGAAGGGUUGCGGACAACAUUGGAUUCCUUGGCUAACACAGACUACCCUUAUACACAUAAGCUACUGCUGGUCAUUUGUGAUGGUAUCAUCACAGGUUCUGGUAAUGGUAGCUCAACACCUGACAUUGUCUUGUCCAUGAUGAAAGACGACUUGGUGCCUCGAGAACAAGUUCAGCCUUCUUCCUAUGUGGCUAUUGCAGAUGGCGCAAAGCGCCACAAUAUGGCUAAAGUCUAUGCUGGUUACUAUAGCUACAAUCAAGAUACAUCAAGUCAUUUGGGUGUAGUCCCUGAAGAACAGCAGCAAAAUGUGCCUAUGAUUGUGAUAGUCAAGUGCGGUACAGAAGCAGAAGCGACAGACAAGAAGCCUGGUAACAGAGGAAAGCGUGAUAGUCAAGUCAUUUUGAUGAACACAAUGCAAAAGGUGUAUUAUGGUGAACGCAUGUGCGAUUUAGAAUAUCAGUUCUGCAAAGCUAUCGUCAAAUUAACAGGCCAUCAUCCAUCUAUUUUUGAGACUUGUCUUAUGGUGGAUGCUGAUACAAAAGUGUAUCCUGAUUCACUCGCUAGAAUGAUUGCUUGUAUGUCAAGAGAUCCUUAUAUUAUGGGUCUUUGUGGAGAAACCAAGAUUGCAAACAAAAGUGACAGUUGGGUCACUGCUAUUCAAGUAUUUGAAUACUAUAUCUCUCAUCAUAUGAGUAAGGCUUUUGAAUCUAUUUUUGGCGGUGUUACUUGCUUGCCAGGUUGUUUCUGUAUGUAUCGUAUCAUUGCACCUAAAGGUGAUCGCUAUGUUCCUAUCUUUUGCUCUUCAGAUAUUGUUGAAAUGUAUUGUGAAAAUGUGGUUGAUACUCUGCAUAAAAAGAACUUGUUGCUCUUAGGUGAAGAUCGUUAUUUGACGACACUUAUGCUCCGUGCUUUUCCUAAGCGAAAAAUGAUGUUUGUUCCUCAAGCUGUAUGCAAAACGGUUGUACCUGAUACAUUUAGUGUCUUGUUAUCCCAAAGAAGAAGAUGGAUCAAUUCUACUGUGCAUAACUUGCUUGAACUUGUCUUGAUUCGUGAUUUAUGUGGUACUUUCUGCUUUUCCAUGCAAUUUGUUGUUUUUAUGGAACUUGUGGGCACGGUUGUUCUUCCAGCAGCCAUUUCAUUCACGAUAUAUCUCAUCAUCAUUUCAUUCUUUGUGACACCUGUGCCUAUCAUCCCAUUACUGUUGCUGGCAGCUAUCUUGGGUCUACCUGCUAUUCUGAUUGCCUUUACUACACGCAAAAUGGUCUAUGUGGGUUGGAUGUGUGUCUAUCUGCUCUCGCUUCCUAUUUGGAAUUUUGUGUUGCCUGCUUAUGCUUACUGGCAUUUUGAUGAUUUCUCAUGGGGUCAAACGCGUGUUGUCGAAGGUGGAGAAAAGAAAGAGGACCAUGGUCGUCGGGAAGGUGAGUUCGACAGUACAGGUAUUACUAUGCGUCGAUUUGAAGAGUGGGCAAGAUAUGAGCGAAAACUAUUAGCAGAAGAGCGCAUGUCCUCAUCCACAGUGGCAAGAAAUUACCCCAAAGUUUAUUAUGGUCAUUAGAUAAAGAGAUCGACAUU
Messenger RNA from Gilbertella persicaria, 3607 nucleotides. Its product is annotated as chitin synthase-domain-containing protein. Gene Ontology annotation, molecular function: chitin synthase activity. The record is from RefSeq and is a predicted model, not a curated record. Lineage: Eukaryota; Fungi; Mucoromycota; Mucoromycetes; Mucorales; Choanephoraceae. Bases 228 to 3590 code for a protein of 1120 amino acids. Gene Ontology annotation, cellular component: cell periphery; cell septum. The transcript has 5 exons.